Molecule: messenger RNA, 7564 nt
Organism: Hippoglossus stenolepis (Pacific halibut)
Lineage: Eukaryota; Metazoa; Chordata; Actinopteri; Pleuronectiformes; Pleuronectidae
Gene: dlg2
Product: discs, large homolog 2 (Drosophila)
Exons: 30
Coding region: 1265-4438 (1057 amino acids)
Biological process (GO): chemical synaptic transmission
Cellular component (GO): neuron projection; neuromuscular junction; postsynaptic density membrane
Molecular function (GO): kinase binding
Source: RefSeq, a predicted model, not a curated record
UUGGUGAGGCUGUCACUUCUCAUGCUAACGCUCCGGUGCUGCACCUGCUUCUACAACUAACAGAUGUGGCAGCUCAAGGGCGCUGCUGCUUCUCUGCCGGAGCCAAUUCCCUCCGCACGCCCAGGCUCCAUUUGACGGAAUGUGAAAAUACAUGGAGUCCUGUGAGCGCCACGCGUGUUCUCCCUCGGUUGGCAGGCAGGUAUUUUCCCACAGCCAGGCGUCGCAGUGGGGAAGCAUCCUUUCCCUGCUGGGGAUGUAGCAUGGAGGCUAGCUCACUAAUGGACAACACGCAUGUUUAUAUCCGUGCGUAGAGGCAACUUGAACACGUAGCGUGGACGGCCCUUGUUUGCAUGUCAUGAACCGUCAGUACCCGCCUCAUGGGACACACACACGCUCCUCCAUCACUCACAACUUCCACACGAAAAACUCUGACGUGACCGUUACGUGUGGGCUGACGUUUACUUCAUCGCGGUGAAAAGAAACAGGGAGACGGCUGACAUUUGUUUUUUCCAAGUCCUCAUCCACUCGGCGGCGGGUGGAACGUCACAUGGCUCCUUUCAGCCCGCGUCCCUCUUCGUGGAAACUUCCCGUGUGAGUGUCGGGGGAUGAGGAGCAGCUCUCCAGGCAGAGGACCGACACAGGACCGUCACACCGAGCCGGCUGUGUGUCCCCGUGGCCGGGGCAGAGAGCGUUAACCCAGGACAACCUCACACCUCACACCGGAACCGGCGUCCGCACACAUCCACCGUGUGGACCGGGAAGCCUGAGUGUCCACUGUGCGGCUCCAGCUGCGUGUCGGCUGGAGGCGGUCUGGACCAGCACGGAACCAGUCAUGACAAAGCACUUCUGGGCUGUGUUACCUCUGCAGUCAUUGGAUGUUGUGGUGAAGUGGACACGGGCUGAAGUGAUGCUCAGCCUCAUGUGCACAAUGUGUUAAACCAGGAAUCCUCCCAUCCCUUACAUUCCUGUACAUACACACAUCCCUCCCGGGACCUCAGCUGAGCCUCUCGUGGACUUCAGUGGGCACUGUCCCCCGGGACAGACAUCUUGGAUCACAUUACAUUAUUGCCCUCACCACCACCUUACUUUGCUGGGCACAGACCUCCUGCACACCCCCAGGGGCCCGCUGAUGGUGCCCAGACACUUCGAGAGCCACUGGUUUAAGUUCUUUCCCUAAAGUGUCCUCUGGUUUUCUGUUGUUCUUUUUCACCAUGCACUGAAGACCGAGCUGGAGGCCGAGAGUCAGAUUUACACUGAGUCAGCCAUGCCUAUCAGAAAAAAAGACACAGCUCGAGCCUUGGGGCUUUUGGAGGAGUACUGCACUAAACUGAGGAAGCCGGAGGAGCAGCAGCUCAAAACUGCCAUUCAGAGAGUGAUGGGGAUUUUCAAAAGCAACCUGUUUGAAGCCCUUCUUGAUAUCCAGGAGUUCUAUGAAGUGACGCUACUAAACACACAGAAGAGUUGUGAACAAAAGCUUGAGGAGGUCAACCACAUGGCUGACAAGUGGGAGAAGAGUGUUUCCAUACAGAACUCUGAUGUUGCACACUCGGCCUGCCCAGUGGAGGAGCAGAGGGAACAGAGCAGCUCAGAUCCUAGUGGGAUGGAGCAGGGAGAGAGCAGCACCAAGUCCUCUGAGAACAGGCCACCAGCAGUACAGGGGUCCCCCCACAACGGCCAGACCCCACCCUGCAUGAGCCCUGCCUUGAUGAACGCUCCCUGGCAGUACCACUACCAAGAAGACGACUCGCCGCCUCUUGACCAGGGAUUCCCACGACUUACCAACGAGGUGCGCUCCCCUGAGCUUGUGCACGUGUCCGAGAAGAACCUGUCUGAGAUCGAGAAUGUGCACGGCUACGUUUCCCACUCCCACAUCUCUCCUCUCAAGCCUGCACUGGUUACCCGUUUUGAUCUUGCAUACCCGAGUGUGACCACAGCAAACUACAUGGCCAGCCCUGCCCCAAUAAUCGUCAACACAGACACUUUGGAGUCAGUUCCUUACGUCAACGGCACAGAAAUUGAAUAUGAGUUUGAGGAAAUCACUCUGGAGCGGGGUAACUCAGGGUUGGGCUUCAGCAUCGCUGGAGGAACAGAUAACCCACACGUCGGUGAUGACCCUGGUAUCUUCAUCACUAAGAUCAUCCCUGGAGGUGCUGCAGCAGAGGAUGGGCGCUUGAGAGUAAACGACUGCAUCCUGCGGGUGAAUGAUACAGACGUGUCUGAGGUUUCUCACAGUAAGGCAGUAGAGGCCCUGAAGGUUGCAGGUUCUAUUGUCCGACUAUAUGUACGGCGCCGGAGGCCAAUGUUAGAGACCAUCAUUGAGAUCAAACUCAUCAAAGGACCAAAAGGGCUUGGCUUCAGUAUUGCAGGUGGAGUUGGAAACCAGCACAUCCCUGGUGACAACAGCAUAUAUGUCACCAAAAUCAUUGAAGGUGGGGCAGCACAGAAGGAUGGGCGGCUACAAGUUGGAGACAGAUUGUUAAUGGUGAACAAUUACAGUCUGGAGGAAGUGUCUCAUGAAGAGGCUGUGACCAUUUUGAAGAACACGUCGGAUGUGGUCUACCUAAAGGUGGGAAAGCCCACCAAUGUCUACCUAUCAGAUCCCUAUGGGCCUCCUGAUAUCACACACUCCUUCUCUCCAGCCAUGGAAAAUCAUAUCUCUUCCCCCAUCAACAGUGGAACUCUGGAGUACAAGUCCGGUCUCCCCCCCAUCUCCCCAGGGAGUUAUUCCCCCCUCCCUAAGCACUUACUGGGGGAAGAGGAUAUAAACAGGUUGGAUGGUUUUUCCUUUUUACGAAAUCCUUCGCUAGAUGAUGGGGAGGGUCUCAGGUUUGAUUCCCAGCACUUCCAGUUGAGGCAUCCUGAGCCAGUUUACAGCACUGUGAACAAACUAUGUGACAAAGCUCCCUCCCCCCGACACUAUUCCCCAGUGGAGUGCGACAAAAGCCUCCUACACUCCGCCCCCCUCCCAAACUAUCACUUAGGCCUGUUCCCUGACUCGGACAUCCACAGGGAUCCCAGGAAGGUCGUGCUCCACAAAGGCUCCACAGGCCUCGGCUUCAAUAUUGUGGGUGGCGAGGAUGGCGAGGGAAUCUUUGUGUCCUUCAUCCUGGCCGGAGGGCCCGCCGAUCUGAGUGGAGAGCUGCGGCGAGGCGACCAGAUCUUAUCGGUAAAUGGCAUUGACCUACGAGGGGCCACACAUGAACAAGCAGCAGCGGCACUGAAAGGAGCGGGACAGGUGGUCACCAUCUUUGCCCAGUACAGACCAGAGGAACUUGCUCUUUGCUCACCACGACGGGCCCAUGCUCCUGCUCCAGAAUAUGGGCGUUUUGAGGCCAAAAUCCAUGACCUGCGGGAACAGAUGAUGAACCACAGCAUGAGCUCUGGGUCAGGAUCCCUGCGAACCAAUCAAAAGAGAUCGCUCUAUGUGAGAGCCCUGUUUGACUAUGAGAGGUCAAAGGACAGCGGCCUUCCCAGCCAGGGGCUCAGCUUCAGGUAUGGGGACAUCCUCCACGUCAUCAAUGCCUCAGAUGACGAGUGGUGGCAGGCACGCCGCGUCACCCCGCAUGGGGACAGUGAGGAAAUGGGUGUCAUCCCCAGCAAGAGACGGGUGGAGAGGAAGGAGCGGGCGCGUCUAAAGACUGUGAAAUUCAAUGCCAAGCCAGGGUCAUUUGAUUCCAAAGGGUCAUUCAAUGAUAAACGUAAAAAGAAUUUCAUCUUUACACGAAAGUUCCCAUUCUACAAGAACAAAGAGGGUGAGCAGGAUGGCAGUGAUUCAGACCGGAGUCAAGAUGAAGUGAUCCUCUCAUAUGAGCCUGUGUUGCGGCAAGAAAUUAGUUAUGCCAGACCUGUCAUCAUCCUCGGACCGAUGAAGGACAGAAUCAACGAUGAUCUAAUAUCAGAGUUUCCAGACAAGUUUGGCUCUUGUGUACCACCUGCUCUCAGUUCAGGGUACCAAGAUACCACUCGGCCGAAGAGGGACUACGAGGUGGACGGGCGAGACUACCACUUUGUGAUGUCCAGAGAGCAGAUGGAGAAGGACAUCCAAGAGCACAAGUUUAUUGAGGCGGGACAGUACAAUGAUAAUCUUUAUGGAACAAGUGUCCAGUCUGUGAAAUAUGUGGCUGAAAGGGGUAAACACUGCAUUCUGGAUGUGUCUGGAAAUGCCAUCAAACGACUACAAGUAGCACAACUCUAUCCCAUCGCCAUCUUCAUCAAACCAAAGUCUAUUGAUUCAUUAAUGGACAUAAAUAAGAGACUGACAGAGGAUCAAGCCAAGAAGACAUUUGACAGGGCAAUGAAGCUGGAGCAGGAGUUUGGUGAAUUCUUCACAGCCCUGGUUCAAGGAGACACCUUAGAGGACAUUUAUAACCACUGCAAACAGGUCAUAGAGGAACAUUCAGGACCCUAUAUCUGGAUCCCCUCAAAGGAGAAACUAUAAUAACUCUUCACUCUGGAAAGGAGUCUGGACUACUAGAAAAUAGUAACACGUUGUAUCAUACAAUAAUUUAUGGCGAUGAAUAGUCUUCAUAAAUAAUUAUUCUGAUUCUGUUUUUUAUUAUUAUUUUAUUCUAUUUUUCUCUUUUGUUCGGUUACUGCUUCAUUUUUCACUCAACAUGAAUGUUCCUGAAUGUAAAUGAGUGUUAGAAAAUGUUAGUUCUUCAAACUUCAACUGUUUGUGUAUUUGCUGAUUUUUGUUUGAAGAAAAAGGAAAAGAAAUGUAAAGGAAGUUAAAUAAAUAUGGGUUCGUGUCCGUGACGGCACUGUGUACAAUUUCAAGCAGGAAACUGAAGGUGGUUUAUACAAUGCAAAUGUCUUUGCUUUGCUAAUGUAGGAAGGAAACUCGGUAUUCCAACUACAACACUCUCCCCUUCCUUUCACAUUGCAAAUAAUCAUAUAAAGUUCAAUGUUUUGUCAGAUUUUCUGUGCAUUUCCUGAACACAGCUUUUGUCUUCGUUUACACUGCCAUUCCUUCUUUCAAUCACUGUAUUUGUUUCUCUGACUUGACAUGAGCAUGUGUCAGGAAAAUGUUUUGUUCACUGUACAAUGUUCAUGUGUUUUGUUUUUUUAUUUAAAGCAGACAUUUCUUAUUCAGCUGUUGCAUUGACAAUUAUAAGUAAAGGGAGAAAGCUGCUAUCUGCAUUGGAGAUGUACCACUAUAUUUUGCUACUUAAAUUGCUAGAGGGCACAAAAGCACAGAGUUAUUUAUUAUUGAAAAUAUAACUUUGAUUAAAAGGUCAUUUACAGAGCAUAUUUUAAUGGAGUGAUGUAGUAUGUUGUGACUGUGUUAGGAUGGAUGGGAAUAUAAUGCUGAAAGAGACAUUUGACGUUCCAGAAUUUUGAAGACUUGGAGAGGAGAGGGCAGUGAUUGAAGUUAAUACCGACACACGUUUUUGUCUCACGAAACUAACAGCAAGACGCAGAUAAGUCUGAGUAUUCUGUAGCACCACUGUACAGAAAAUAAGGAAGUGAAAUAUUUAAACAAGGUGAGUUUUUGAAGAGGAAGUGAUUCAAAGGUUUCCACAGGCAGGUUGCUCCAAAGACCCUUUGGUAAAUAUUUGAUCAUAAUGAUUUAUAAUCAUACAGAUUGAUCAACCCAACACACAAUCUGGUCUAAUGACCUGAAGCUGCUCUUCCGUUAAUAUAUAAAAAAUAUAUAUAUUGGUGUUUUCCCAUAGUUUUUCCCUACAGAGCUGUGGUGGAGGGACACUUACAGAAGAAGGGAGGGCUGCAGCUUCAUAUUAAUAUAAACCUUUGAACAUAUAUUUGCACAGAAUGGAGACUGGAUUCUGUCUCAUCACUUACAUUUGAAUUCCAUAAGAUCUUUCAAUGGCCAGUGUGAGCACGAGGCUAGGAAAAGCAGUUUCUAUGCUCAUCUGGGAACCUGACUAUUGUUUUAAGAUGGACCAAAAUAUAACUAAUGAUACUGAUAAUGCAACAAGGUACUAACAAGUUGUUGUCGGUGGCCUGACAGUGAACCUAUUGAACGCUUCAGUCAUGGCUUGUCUGAGCUGUAUAAGUUGGAGCCAUGAGCUGAACACCUGACAGGAUGAUAGACCCGGUCCUGAAUCAGCUGCACAGACCCCAGACACCUGAAUACAGCUGUCUGACAUUUAUUACUAUUUGUUUUAGAAGUGGAUGAGCCCUGAUGAUGAUGAGCAGAUGGUUAACAGACCCAGCACGAUACAGUAUGUUUACUGUGUAUGUGUUUACUCACCAUUUGCUUGCCUUGUUUGAAAGGGCAUACAAUAUAGUACCUCGCUUUAUUCAAAAUAAAAAUCCAUUAUGUACUUUAAGCACUUGGAAUGACUAAUGCAUCUAACCAUUGUGAUGACCUCCCUGUUUUGUUUAGCUGCAACGCCACUGGCUGUUAGAUUCCCACAAUUUGUGUGUGAUAUAUAUUCUAGUAUUACUGCUAUUUGAUUUAGACAGCAUGUUUCACCCAACCUGUUACCUAGUAAAUAUCCUAGUUACAUUUAUUGCAGGUAUGUUUCUAAUCAAUGGGACAUUUCUAAAGUGCACUUAUUGAUUUUUGUGACAGAAAUGGGCACUGUAUGCUAAAGGUAAUGAAUACAACUUUUAAAACAAAUAUAAAUCACAUCCGUUGUUUAUUGUGUGAGACGGCACAGUGACACCUGAGGAGACUGAACUCUGACCUGCUUGUAUGGACCAUAUACUGUACUUGGCAUCGACUGAUAAGACACACUGAAAACACACCUCAGUUUAGGAAAUGAGCGUGGACUUUCAAGUUUUAUGUACAAAUAAGAUCAUCUUUCUCUGCUCCCUUCUCAUAAACUGCUUGAGAUUUGUGGCUGAUGGAGCAAAUGUUUUCAGUUGUGAUAUGUGUAGAUCAAUGCUUGUGUUUCCAGAUAUCUGCCAUCAUUCUUUUGCAAAAUUCCCAUAACGUAUAUUGGUCACCACUUGCCUUAACAGACUAGGUUUACUCUAUAUAUAUAUAUAUCAAAGCUGAAAGCUUAUAAAUGUACUUUUCCUUUGAGGAUGAAAAAUUGUAUUUAAUUUUCCUUCACGUCUACAAUUGAGUGAGAGAAGCUGAAUUGAAAAUAUGUCUUAUUGCUGAGGGUGAACGUCUUGAAAUUGUAAAGUUAAAAGACUGAAGAGAUAUUUUAUAUUUUGUAAAUUUAUCUGAAAAAUUUGCAUUCAUGUCACAACAAGAAACGCAUUUUAAAAUGGGGGUUCGAGAAACACCUGAAUAUUUUGGCUCUUGUGUUUUUCAGAGGUCUUAUUGGCCAGCAAUAUUACAUGUGAAAGAAAAUAUAUCUUGGCUUGAUACUAAUGCAAAACUAAUAUAAUACUUCCAAAGUCAUUGUGAAAACUUUAACACGUGAUAUUUUACAGGCCAGUGGGGUUUUGUGUGGAAAUGUAAAGGAUGUCUGACCUAUGCAUGUUGCAACAGUCUUCUGUGUCUCGUGGAUGUGCAAUAUUCAACACAACUGGAGCAUUGAGGUAGCCUACCUGCUGUCUUUUAAGAUUUGAUCCAACUGCAGAUUUUAAACAUUCAAUCAGACUUGUGUCUAUUUUAAACCCAAAUAAAAACACUGUUGUAAGA